UUAUCCGUCAUUAAACUACAAAACAAGUGUUGGUCAGUUAGGUAAAAUGUUACAAAAACGUGUAAUCGAUGUAUCAAUAAUAUCGCAAGGCUGCAUUAAUGUCACUCGCAAUUAUCUGUUGAACUGUACAGCGACUGCCUAGUCUAUCCACAUCUGCUACGUCCCAGUUGGGAUAUUUGUUCUUGCAUGUCCUUGUCGCUAUAUAGAAAGCUGAGCUUGCUUAUUUAGAACCGAUUAAGGGAUUCUGAGCUCGAUUAAGAGAUCGUUUCGUUUGGAUUUGCAGAAUUAUCGCACUGGUUUAUUUCAUGUGACUUAAGCCGUCAGUCAUCUGUGUUACCGCAGUGUAAGCCCUUAACUCAGCAUGCACCCUGAUCUCUCACCUCAUCUGCAUACGGAUGAAUGCAAUGCAAUGAUAAAUCUUCUAAAACAGUGCCAUACGGAGCACAAUGUAACAAGGUUCUUUGGCACGUGCAAUGAUAUGGACCGGGCAAUGCGGCACUGUCUUAAGGCAGAGAGGCUAGCUAAGAGGGAGAAAAGCAGACAGCACGCCGAAGAGAUGAGGAAAAGGGUGAAAGAAGGGCCGAGGCCUGAGACGGAUUAAGACCGGCGCAUCUGGAUGUUGAAUGAACCACAGCAGCGUUUCGAAUCUGUCAUAACCACUUCAACUGGAUGUGGGAUGGAUGGGGUUGGGACUAAUUUAAGACUUGUAAAUGUUACCCAUUUGCCAAUAAAUCACUGUUCAAUAAGACA
Molecule: messenger RNA, 750 nt
Organism: Gadus morhua (Atlantic cod)
Lineage: Eukaryota; Metazoa; Chordata; Actinopteri; Gadiformes; Gadidae
Gene: cmc2
Product: C-x(9)-C motif containing 2
Exons: 4
Coding region: 362-601 (79 amino acids)
Cellular component (GO): mitochondrion
Source: RefSeq, a predicted model, not a curated record